Gossypium arboreum is the source of this 1043-nucleotide messenger RNA. RefSeq names its product PRA1 family protein F3. Gene Ontology annotation, cellular component: Golgi apparatus; endoplasmic reticulum. The coding region runs from base 349 to 906 and encodes 185 amino acids. Gene Ontology annotation, biological process: vesicle-mediated transport. The record is from RefSeq and is a predicted model, not a curated record. The transcript has a single exon. NCBI's taxonomy places the organism in Eukaryota, Viridiplantae, Streptophyta, Magnoliopsida, Malvales, Malvaceae.
AAAGUCAAAAUAUUAGGCUAUUUUUUAUUUAUUUUGUUGGCAAAGAAUAUUAAGUUAUUGUGUGAAGUCCAAAAUAAAGUUAUAUGUAAAUCAAAGGCUAAUGCUGGAUCUCACACAAAUAUCUAAAUCAUUCAUUCGCAUCUAGUCCUCACAAUCAUACUAUAAACCCACCUGCACCCAUCCCUUUUAAUUUUCUAUUCCUCUAUUUUCCCAGCUCCUCACGCCUUUCCCAACUCUUUGUAUUUCCCUUCACAGUAAGUUCUUGAUCUUUCUUCUAAAGGUCAAACCUUUGAACUUCAACCCUCCCCCCUCCCAAAAAAAAAAAAGAAAAAAAAAAGAAAAGAAAACAUGACAAACUACGGCACAAUCCCGACUUCAUCGACGGCAGGACCCUCGGCGAACAUCGGAUACCUAUCUCCAGCCAAGGAACGUAUCAAAGAAGGGCUUGGAGCUCGGCGUCCAUGGAAACUUAUGUUCAACUUUCACUCCAUCAACUUCCCUGGGAACCUCUCCGAAGCUAUUACCAGGGUCAGAACUAACGUUGCUUACUUCCGCAUGAACUACGCCAUGAUCGUGCUUCUCAUCCUUUUCCUUAGCCUUUUAUGGCACCCCAUCUCCCUCUUAGUCUUCGUAGCUAUGAUGGCCGCUUGGUUGUUCUUGUAUUUCCUGAGGGAUGAGCCUCUAGUUGUUUUCCGCCGUACGAUCGACGAUCGCGUGGUGCUGGUGGUGUUGGGGGUUUUGACCAUCGUGUUCCUGCUGUUGACUGAUGCCACCACCAAUAUUUUGGUGUCGCUUUUGAUUGGUGCGGUUGUGGUUUUGGUCCACGCUUCCUUCAGGAGGACUGAUGAUUUGUAUGAUGAAGAAUCCGCUGAAGGCUUGUUUUCUGGACCUUCAUCUUCUUCCUGAUUCUGGCUUUCUUUUGUAAUUCUUUUUAUGUGUGGUGAGUUAUUAUUGGCAUAUCUAUAUUAUCUCAAUUUUUUGGUUUUUUGUUUGAUUGAUUGUAUGUUUGUAACUGUUGUUUAAUUUAAUGGGGGGUUAUUUAA